Selaginella moellendorffii is the source of this 2229-nucleotide messenger RNA. Its product is annotated as glutamine--fructose-6-phosphate aminotransferase [isomerizing] 2. The coding region runs from base 24 to 2090 and encodes 688 amino acids. Gene Ontology annotation, biological process: protein N-linked glycosylation; fructose 6-phosphate metabolic process; UDP-N-acetylglucosamine metabolic process. Gene Ontology annotation, molecular function: carbohydrate derivative binding; L-glutamine:D-fructose-6-phosphate transaminase (isomerizing) activity. The transcript has 11 exons. The record is from RefSeq and is a predicted model, not a curated record. NCBI's taxonomy places the organism in Eukaryota, Viridiplantae, Streptophyta, Lycopodiopsida, Selaginellales, Selaginellaceae.
CGAUCCAUCGCGAGCAGGAUACGAUGUGCGGGAUCUUCGCCUACCUCAACUUCGAUGUGCCGCGGGAGAGGCGAUUCAUCCUCGAGCUCCUCUUCAACGGGCUCAGGCGGCUGGAAUACAGGGGAUAUGAUUCAUCUGGCAUCUCCAUCGAUUCCGAUCACAGGCCUCCCACUUCCAAGUCGCUCUCGCUGCGCACCCCUCCCCCGCUCGUCUUCCGCGAGGAAGGGAAGAUCGAGAAGCUCGUCACCAAUGUCUACCAAGAGGCUUACCAGAGCGAGCUGGACUUGGAGCUGUGCUUCAGCAACCAUGCCGGGAUUGCGCACACAAGGUGGGCAACUCACGGCCUUCCCUCGCCGCGCAACAGCCAUCCCCAGUCAUCUGGAGCUGGGAAUGACUUCCUCGUCGUUCACAACGGCAUUAUCACCAACUAUAUGGUGCUGAAAGAAACGCUGCUGCGCCACGGCUUUGAAUUCGAGUCCGAGACUGAUACCGAGGUCAUUCCCAAGCUUGCCAAGUUCGUGCACGACAGGUUGUCCGAGGAAGCCGCGGAUGUCUCGUUCACGCAAGUAGUGAUGGAAGUUAUGAGGCAGCUCGAGGGAGCGUAUGCACUCAUCUUUAAGAGUCCUCACUAUCCCAAUGAGCUCGUGUCGUGCAAAAGAGGUAGCCCGCUGCUCCUAGGAGUCAAGGAUACCGGCGAGGAGUAUGCCAAAGCCGAUGCUUUCGAAGCCGAUCUCACCACGGCAAACGGGAUCAAGAAGCCCAAAGAGAUCUUCCUAGCAAGUGAUGCGGCAGCCGUGGUUGAGCAUACAAAGCGGGUCAUGGUCAUUGAGGACAACGAAGUCGUCCAUAUCAAGGAUGGAAACAUCUCCAUUUUCAAGUUCGAUUCGGACAAAGCAAGAAAGCCUGGGGGUCUAUCGAGGCCAGCAUCGGUUCAGCGAGCCCUUUCUCUUCUUGAACUUGAAGUUGAACAGAUCAAGAAAGGCAACUACGAGCACUACAUGGAAAAGGAGAUUUUUGAGCAGCCAGAAUCGCUGACGACAACCAUGCGCGGCCGCCUCAUUCGUGGGGGUGAAUCCAAGCUGAAGAGUGUUGUUCUAGGAGGUCUCAAAGAUCAUCUGAGGACAAUGAGGCGAAGUCGGCGAAUCAUUUUUAUCGGCUGCGGCACCAGUUACAAUGCUGCACUGGCAGCAAGGCCGAUCAUUGAGGAGCUUUCCGGUGUUCCGGUCACAAUGGAACUGGCAAGCGAUCUGCUCGAUCGACAAGGCCCAAUAUACAGGGAAGACACUGCUGUUUUCGUCAGUCAAUCCGGAGAGACUGCUGACACUCUACAGGCUCUCGAGUAUGCCAAUUCCCAUGGAGCUCUUUGCGUCGGUAUAACCAACACUGUGGGUAGUGCUAUUGCUCGUGGCACCCAUUGUGGAGUGCACAUAAAUGCCGGAUGUGAGAUUGGAGUGGCGAGUACUAAGGCGUAUACAAGCCAAAUAGCAGUUAUGACUAUGUUGGCUCUGGCGCUUGGGGACGAUUCAAUGUCCAGCCGGAACAGAAGAGAAGAAAUUGUGGACGGACUUUUUGACCUUCCAAAUAAAGUCAAGGAGGUGUUAAAACUAGACAAAGACAUGAAGGAGCUGGCCAAGCUACUCACCGAAGAGCAGUCGUUGUUAAUAUUUGGGCGAGGUUACAACUACGCUACUGCUUUGGAGGGCGCCUUGAAAGUCAAGGAAGUUGCUCUGAUGCACAGCGAAGGGAUUCUAGCAGGGGAAAUGAAGCACGGCCCGCUUGCGUUAGUCGAUGAGACACUGCCGAUAAUAGUCAUUGCAACGCGAGAUGCGACUUUCAGUAAGCAGCAGUCUGUUAUCCAACAGCUUCGAGCCAGAAAAGGCCGACUGAUCGUCAUAUGCACAAAGGGCGAUGCGGAAGCGGUCUGCCCCUACGGCGUGUCUCGAGUCAUCGAAGUUCCCCGAGUUGAAGACUGCCUACAACCUGUUAUCAACAUUGUGCCGCUUCAGCUCCUUGCCUACCACCUGACCGUGUUGCGGGGUUACAACGUGGAUCAACCACGCAACCUGGCAAAAAGCGUCACAACACAGUGAAUAAGAGUGGCAUAUACAUACAUCAAAGUAAACAGCUCUUUUGGUUGUGCCAACGAGAAGUGACAAGAAUUUUGUAAACUGGUUCGUCAUUUACAAGGCUUGAACGACGCGAGAAAGCACCGCAACAUGUUCGUCCUUA